AUAGUCCUGCAACCACACACGCUUUGUCCCCUCGCUCAAUCAAUUGCGAAGUAGCUAGGGUUUUGUCCACCUAGGGUUCACAUUCGCCCAAAUUCGUCAUCGUUCCUCCGACCAGCAGCCAACCAUGACCGGAAAGGCGAAGCCAAAGAAGCACACGGCGAAGGAGAUCGCGUCAAAGGUUGACGCAGCGACGACGAACAGGGGCGGAGGGAAGGCGGGGCAGAUGGACAGGACUGGAAAAGACAAAGGAGGUCACGCCAAGUAUGAGUGUCCUCACUGCAAAACCACCGCGCCGGAUCUGAAAUCUAUGCAGAUCCAUCACGAUGCUCGCCACCCAAAGAUUCCUUUCGAGGAAGAUAAGCUCGCGAAUUUACACGCUACUCAUGUCGCCGAUUGCUCUAAGGGGCGUCCUGGUGUUAGGGGCAGCUUCAAGAAGUGAAGGGUGAGGAGGAAGGUUAUAAAGAUUAUAACUUCCCUUUUUUUUUCUGGUUUUUGUUUUUCUGGGUACUAUUGUUCUUCUGUUUUUUUUUUCUUGUGUUGUGUUGUUGGGAAGCUAUGAUGAUAUUGAUUCGCAAGGAAGUUUUUAGCUUCUGUGCUGAUCGUGUAAUGUAUAUUAGAUAUAUUAUUUUUAUAAUUAUGAAGCGCUUAUUCCCUACGGGUAUUUUUCUAA
This is a messenger RNA of Manihot esculenta (cassava), 670 nucleotides long. Its product is annotated as protein METHYLENE BLUE SENSITIVITY 1. Bases 125 to 439 code for a protein of 104 amino acids. NCBI's taxonomy places the organism in Eukaryota, Viridiplantae, Streptophyta, Magnoliopsida, Malpighiales, Euphorbiaceae. The transcript has a single exon. The record is from RefSeq and is a predicted model, not a curated record.